This is a messenger RNA of Nannizzia gypsea CBS 118893, 2271 nucleotides long. RefSeq lists its product as hypothetical. Bases 1 to 2271 code for a protein of 756 amino acids. Gene Ontology annotation, cellular component: membrane; exocyst. NCBI's taxonomy places the organism in Eukaryota, Fungi, Ascomycota, Eurotiomycetes, Onygenales, Arthrodermataceae. Gene Ontology annotation, biological process: Golgi to plasma membrane transport; intracellular protein transport; exocytosis. The transcript is spliced from 9 exons. The record is from RefSeq and is a predicted model, not a curated record.
AUGCUGCCCCAGUAUCACACCAUCGUCCUAUCCUCAUCCGACACCGACUACCUUGACCAACUCAUCCCUUCUAUCCGCGAAUACAGCCAUGGCAACCGAACAACACAACUCCUACACUCCCUCACCAAAUUCGCAGAUGACCGCGAAGCGAAGAUCGAAAGCAUAUGCAAUUCUACACACCAAGACUUUGUCUUCUCCGUUAACCAACUUCUCCAAGUCCGCGAAGGAACCGUCAAUCUCACGGAGGAAAUUCUCGGGCUCAACCAGUCCAUCCUCGCCAGCACAAAGCGCCUAGCCGAACAAAAGAAGGCGCUGGUCGAAUCGCGCAGCCAUCGCCAGAACAUCGACGAGACCUCCAAGGCACUACAGGACUGUUUGGAGGUUCUACGUCUAGCAAACCAGGUCUAUGAACUACUUGCUAAGAAGAACCAUUAUGCCGCGCUCAGGGCUCUGGAUGAGUUACAGAAUGUUCACCUCAAGGGAGUCACGCAAUAUAAGAUCGCGGAAGUUAUACAGCGGUCUGUACCGAUGACGCAAAAGGCGAUUGCGGAUGCGGUCAUGGCCGAUUUGAAUACGUGGUUAUAUCGCAUUCGUGAAAUGUCGCAGUACCUGGGUGAACUGUCGCUUUUCCACACGGAUAAGCGAAAGGAAAGACUAACAGAGCGGAGUGAGAAAAUACCUUACCUGUCGCGGUUUAAACUCAAUUCAGCCAUAGAGCUGGUAUCUGAUGAGAUGGAGGAAUUUGAUUUACUUUAUAAUGAUGAUCUGCAGGUGGACUUCUCGCCCUUGCUCGAGUGUAUGCAUAUACAUCAAUCUCUGGGCCAGAUGGACAAAUUCCAGGCUGAGUAUGCCACCACACGAAGGCAUCAGAAGGAUCUGUUACUGCCUACCUCCAUAACUUUGCUGUCAGAAGAUGGCUCGAGUCUUCAUACCUUGCUUGAAGAGAUUGCUGGUUUUGCGUUGGUCGAGCGAGCUACAAUGAAGAGAGUUCCUGAGUUGAGAUCUCCCGUGGAUGUCGAAGAACUAUGGGAUUCAAUGUCUCAGACCGCUGUUGGGUUGAUCUCAAAAGCGCUACCGACUGUCGAUAACUCAGAGGAUAUUCUUAAGAUCAAGAAUCUUAUUACUCUUUUUAUGCAGACAAUGAGUGCAUUCUCUGUUGGUCCUUUCGAUAGACUCCUUUUAACAUUAUUCGAGAAAUAUACCGAACUACUAAAGAGAAGGUUCAGCGAUGAUUUCCAAGAGAUUGUUCAAACAGAUGACUACAUGCCUAUGCCUAUCCGGAGUGACGAGGAGUAUGACAAAGUUCUGAAUGUCAGCUGGUAUACUCCUGAGAAACCUCGAGAAGAACAAACAUAUCCUUGUGUUCUCCCGUUCUCACAGAUGUAUCCAUUAUGCUGCAUCGAUAUCAGAAACCUUUUAAACCAGUUUUACUAUUUCUCAGGGGACAACUUCAAUCAUCCAGACGUUAUAGACGAAACUGUCCGAAGCUCACUGGACGAGCUCCUCUGCAACAAAGUAUGCGAAAUGCUCACGGAGCGCCUUGGUUCCCAAUACCUUGGCCAAAUAGUCCAAAUCCUCAUCAACCUAGAACACUUUGAAAUCGCCUGCCAGGAACUAGAAGUCCUCCUCGCAGCGGCCCGAUCAUCCAACUCCGGCGAGGGUCCUAUCGCCCUCAACGCCACGGAGAAAUUCCGCAUGAACAAAAAAGCAGCUGAGAAACGUAUCUUCGAAGUCGUCAACUCGAAGAUCGAUGACCUUAUCGAAACAGCCGAAUAUGAAUGGAACGCGCCCAAGCUGCAGAUGGAGCCAAGUAACUACAUGCAGACGUUGACGAGAUUCUUGUCGAACAUAAUGAACUCUACCCUUCUUGGCCUGCCCACGGAAAUCAAAGAGCUUAUCUAUUUCGAUGCCCUCAGCCAUGUCGCUAGUAGGGUUAUAGCCCUCCCCCUCGAUCCUGAGGUCAAAGUAAUCAACCCUAACGGGGUAGCUGCUUUGGCUCGAGAUGCAGACUACCUGUCCAAAUUCGUGGAUAGUCUAGAAGUCCCCAUCCUACGUGAAAACCUUGAUGAAUUACAGCAAACGGUCCAAUUGAUGAUGGCCGAGAACACGGAUGAGUAUUACGAUAUUGCGGUGAGAAACAAGAAGUAUGGACGCAUUGAUCCUAUGAACGGACCUGUCUUGCUCGAAAAGCUUUCUCGAGCAGUAGUACAAAGCCCAACCAAACCAGAUAGCAAAUUCAGCUUGUCAAAUCGCUUUGGAAAGAAGUAUUGA